Messenger RNA from Vanessa tameamea, 3338 nucleotides. RefSeq lists its product as uncharacterized. Gene Ontology annotation, molecular function: protein binding; RNA binding. The record is from RefSeq and is a predicted model, not a curated record. Gene Ontology annotation, cellular component: nucleus. Bases 90 to 3212 code for a protein of 1040 amino acids. Gene Ontology annotation, biological process: poly(A)+ mRNA export from nucleus. NCBI's taxonomy places the organism in Eukaryota, Metazoa, Arthropoda, Insecta, Lepidoptera, Nymphalidae. The transcript has 19 exons.
CAAAAGUAAGCAAUCAAAGUCAAACAGACUAACGUCAGAAUCAUAUGUUUACAAAAUAAAGCUAAAACAUUGUUUCAGAUAAAUAGAAUAUGGAUAAUAACGUUAAUUUAGUUGCGUCAAGAAAAAAGAAAAAUAAACGUAAAAGAAAAAAUGCUUUUGCUAUGAGACGUCCACAGGCACAACCACCCGCCACAGAUCCCGCUGCAACUCUUCGGGGUCUAAAGACUAUCGCUAAUUUACUUCAUAUACAUCAACAAUUAGCUCUAACUGGACCCAGACCUAAUUAUGUAUCUGACAAUCCAAGACCGCUAAUGUCUGGACCUAGAGUUUCAAAACCAAUGUUUUCAGGACAUAAAAUGCCUGGUUUUUUUAAACCAGGAACAAUGACAAACACAUUUACAUCUACUGAUUCACAAAGUACAGACAUAGAAAUAAAUAAGUAUACACCUGAUAUAGAUGACAAUAAAUUUAUUAAUUCUCCAUCACAAAAAGAUACAUCUGUGGAUAUUGAAACCCAAAUCUCAAAUCCACAUGAAUCUCAAUGUCAAAAUGCAAUUAUGAAUGCCAAUAAGCCAGCAUUCAAAUCAGAUUUAAAUAGCACAGGAUAUUAUGAAUCACAAAAUUUAGAGGCUACUGAAAAACAAAAUUUUAAAAAUGAUGCUAUUGAUAAACCUUAUGAUUUAAAAAAAGAACAGUCAAAGAAAAUAACUUUAAAAAAUUAUUCAAGAACACAAGAUAAUCAAUUUGAUGACUUUGAAAUAUAUAACAAUCCAUCAUUUAUGAGUUUUGAAACAACAGAUGAAGUGGUUGAUUUAAAUGAUGAUGAACUUAUUGUAAAUCGCACAAUUAAUGACACAAAACAAAAUGAGAAUCAAAACAAAAAUAAUAGUCUCCAGCAAAAUGUGAAAUCAAAUUUUCAAAUAAAAUUGCAAGAGCAAUAUGCUAAAAAAUUAGAAAUGAGAAACAAAUCUGAGCCAAAAACUGGUCCAGAACUCGAAAGCCCAGUAACAAACAAUCCUUUACAGCUACAAGAUGAAGCAAAGAAGAAAGCAAACAAAGAACUACUUGAAGGCCUCUCUUCUGAUAUUAAGAGAGUUGUGCAAGAUAAUAUAAAGACAAACUUGCAAUGGCACAUUUUUGGCACAAAUCCUAUCGCUCCAUCAGUGUCAAAACGAUUUCCAGCAGGUAUUCCAAAAUCAUUCUUACAACUGGAUAAGUAUUCAGAGCCACAGCAACAAACUUAUUCCGAAGACCCUAGUACGUCAAAUACUCCAAAAGUCGAUAGGAUGCCAAAUACGAAUUUACAUGACCCACAAAUGUUGGGUCAAACUGUAAGCCAACCUCAAGUAUAUUCGCCUACCGAUAUCUAUCAGGAAACUAGGAGUCAGGAAGAUUCUCAAGAUGGUUCAGAAUCAUCGGAUGUAUUGGAUGCAGGUAGUAAACGUGUGAGCGCUUUCCAAAGAUUAGGACCUUUGGCUCAACCGAAGAAACAGAAACUAACGAUAAACCUAUGCUUGAAUAAGGAAGAAGCUGUUAGAGAAGUGAUAGAUGAGACACACAAGGACAUCCGCGAACAAGAAUACAUCAAAAAUAGUACUGACGAUAUCGUUUUAAAGUAUCUUCCAUACUGGCCGUGGAGUAAACCUAUAGCUCUAAAGAAGAGCGUCACUGCGAGGCGCUCUAAGACGGUAAUGAUGAUGGAGAAAGAACAAAUGGAAGAAAUAUAUGAUAAGGAUAACUCCUUAAUCAUGCUAUCGGUAACGGGAUAUCCGCCAUCUUGGACGAAAGAGGUCUUAUUGGAUGUGCUCUUAGAUCAUUUAAAAGAGAAAACUUUCAUACCAACUUUUAUUGAGUUCACAGCGAAGGAAUGCAAGUUCUUCGUGUUCCGCUGCCGCGGGGCCUUAGUGGCGAUACAUUGCCUUGGGUUCACGAUAAAGAAGGACGACGUCGAAUUAUCAAUUACAAUAUCGCAAACGCAAUUAACAGACAAACAGGUAGACUUCGUACCGCGACUCGUUUUGAGGAAACGACUCGUGACGUUAUGCGAUGGAGAGAAAGUUGAUCUGAGCCAAUUUACUCUGAAAAAAGAUAUAAGUCAUUUCAUAUACUUCCCUUUAAAUCGUAUGUACAAUCAGUCGGAGAUUAUACAGAUACAAAGUGACGUGAGAUGGGAGUAUUUGACAGAACUCGAUCUAUCAUCCAAUAGGCUAACCUCAAUAAAAGGAUUUCAUCUGCAAACGACAACGCCGCAUUUGAAAGUUCUAAAUUUAUCCCAUAAUUAUUUAGAAAGUGUCCUAGUUUUACUGCCGUGUAAACAUUUGCCUUUGAAAAAACUUAUAUUGGAAGGGAAUCCCCUUUGUAUGGAUUAUAUAGAACCAGAUCAUUAUCUGAAGGUUGUAAGGACUAUUUUCCCCGGCUUAAGAGAAUUGGAUGGAGUACAAAUUACCUUAAAAGGGGAUUUACCGAGAUUCUUAAGUAAUUAUUGCCCAGAAGACGCCCAUCCUAUAGUGGAAAAGUUUCUAGAGGUAUUCUUUCCACUUCUAGACUUAGAUAACGAUAAAAGACAAUGUAUCCAGGAUAUGUACGUGAGAAAUGCGGUUAUGACAAUAACGUGUAGAAGCAAACUACGUUAUGAAUCAGCCUACAAGCAUAUGCGCAACUUCUCAAUAAAAAGUCAAAACUUUCUUGAAGGGAAUAUAGACUGUGUGGAGGGCGUCAUAAAUAUUGGAAAACUUAUCAGAAAAUGGCCGCAAACAAAACACGAUCCGACGACUUUCACAACUGACGUUCUAUACCACGACGAUAAUUCAACCAUCUUUAAAGUAGCUGGUAUUCUAAAAGUAACCGCAGAAUCCUUAGCAGAAGAAGAACCUCUGAUGGCAUUCUCUCGUACAAUAGUUCUAAUUACUGAUAAUGGUUGUGAAUAUAAAAUACGGAAUGAACUGGUGUAUUGGGACGAACCGACUAAGGAAUAUUCUAGCAUCGCCUUCAAAACUGUUAUGAUUCCAAGGAAAACAAUAAAUCUUAAAUUUGAGUCAAUCCCUGAUGAUUAUACUAAAAAGCGACUUGUAGCUGUAUUUAUGACGGUGACGGAACUUGAAGCAAAACCAAGCGAAAGGUGUUUGGAAUUAAAGAAUUGGCAUUUUCAACAUGCAUUGGAAUACUUCAUGAAACUAUUAAAAUUAGACAACAUUCAAUCAUUACAUGUUUAAUGUGUAAAUUAAAACAAACAUAAUAUAGAGGCAUUAUAGAAGGAAGGAGGGUCUUUAAAAAAAACACUUUUUAUUGUACUAUUAAUAAUUUCAAUGAAAAAUAAAUUGUAAGAAAUAGAAACCACA